AUGCAGUCAGUGCAAACUGCACUUGCAGACCUGGCAGUGGCAGCCGAUGGCGGCAUGGGCGUGUACGCGCUGACGCAGCAAUUUGACGUUUUAGUGCAGCAGCAGCUGACCGGCUUGACGCCGGCAAGCUUUGCCAUCGUGCUGGCUGCUGGCCUGGUCACCAGCUUGUCACCAUGCACGCUGAGCGUGCUGCCCUUGACUAUAGGCUACAUAGGCGGGUAUGCACCCUCCACUGCGGGUGGCGUGCAAAGCGGUAGCGACGGCGGCACAAGCACCAGUGGCGGCACGCCUGCAGCGAGUGCGGUUGAAGAUGUUGGCGAUGGCAGCGAAAGCAGCGCCCCUACCAGCAGCAGCACCAGAAUUGUCACACCCCCGCAGCAGCAGCAGCAGCAGCAGCAGCAGCAGCCGCGGCCCCCGCCCCUGGCGCUGCAGGCGCUCAGCUUCUCCCUGGGGCUUGCCAGUACAUUUGCGGCGCUCGGCGUCGCCAGCAGCCUCGCGGGCAGGGCGUACGGCACGGCCCUGGGGGACGCGGCGCCGCUGGUGGUGGCGUGCGUGGCCAUUGCCAUGGGGCUCAACCUCCUGGAGGUCCUGCCGCUGCGCCUGCCCUCCCUCGACGUCGACGUGCGCCGCCUGCCCCUACCGCCAGCCCUCACUGCCUACCUGGCGGGUGCGACGUUUGCGCUUGCGGCGUCGCCCUGUAGCACGCCCAUCCUGGCCACUCUGCUGGCCUACGUCAGCGCCAGUGGGGACCCGCUGCGCGGCGGCGCGCUGCUGAUGGCAUACUCCCUGGGAUACGUGGCGCCGCUGCUGUUUGCGGCGUCGGCGACGGGCGCCGUGAAGCAGGUGCUGGCGCUGCGGCAGUACUCGGCCUGGGUCACACCAGCCAGCGGGGUGCUCCUUUUGUCGGGCGGCACGUACGCGCUGCUCUCGCGGAUCGCGUGA
Messenger RNA from Monoraphidium neglectum, 942 nucleotides. RefSeq names its product cytochrome c-type biogeneis protein. Gene Ontology annotation, biological process: cytochrome complex assembly. The transcript has 3 exons. Lineage: Eukaryota; Viridiplantae; Chlorophyta; Chlorophyceae; Sphaeropleales; Selenastraceae. The record is from RefSeq and is a predicted model, not a curated record. Gene Ontology annotation, cellular component: membrane. The coding region runs from base 1 to 942 and encodes 313 amino acids.